Lasiodiplodia theobromae is the source of this 4662-nucleotide messenger RNA. Its product is annotated as SEC7-like protein. Gene Ontology annotation, molecular function: guanyl-nucleotide exchange factor activity. Gene Ontology annotation, biological process: regulation of ARF protein signal transduction. The transcript is spliced from 3 exons. NCBI's taxonomy places the organism in Eukaryota, Fungi, Ascomycota, Dothideomycetes, Botryosphaeriales, Botryosphaeriaceae. The record is from RefSeq and is a predicted model, not a curated record. The coding region runs from base 1 to 4662 and encodes 1553 amino acids.
AUGCGUGACGACUCGCCGCCGCGCACGCCCACCCAGCACAAGGGCAAGGCUCCAAUGCGCGCCCUGGAGACUCACCAAGCCGCGAACGAGACGACCUUCUUCGACGAUGAUACGCCGGUAGACAAAAGACGCAGCGGAGCCACCGAGCUGUCAAUCAUGUCGCGCGACUCGCACGACCUUCACUUCAGGGACGUGACGCGUGAGUCGGUCGUCGACAACAUGCUGCUUUCGCUCGACAGCCUCCACACCGGCCCUGCCCAUUUCGGCGGCAUGUACAACGGCUUCGACGACGCUGAGGAACCCUUCCAGUCCUCCGUGUCGCGCUUCUCGCCGCCGCCGCACUUCCGUAGCCCGGCCCACACCCAUUCGCCCUCGCUCGACUACGACCCUCACGAUGAUUCCUCCGUCCGCUAUGCGCCCCUCCGCGGCCGCCGCAGCAAUAGCACCAGCAAUUUCCGUUCCGACCUGGACAAAGUAGAAAGCAGGGGUUAUGGUUCUGCAAGGAUGAGUUCCGACACCGCCCGAAAACCCGUCUACGGCGAGGGCGCUUUUGCGCAGCAUGGCAGAGGGAGGGGAAGCAAAGGCAGCUCCUCGUCCAGCAUGGACUAUGGCUACAGCACUCAGGUUCUUCCUCCUGGCUCGAGGCACACCAAUCGGUCCGCCAGCUUCGACAACGGCUACGACCGCCGCCCGUUCGGCAGCGACGAAAUGUCGCCUUCGUCGGUGUACAGUUCAGUCCUGAACAGAGGUAGGCCGAAUGUCCUCGACUUCUCCGCUUACGAUGCUGCGCCGACGCCGACCAUCCCGACGAGGCCGCGUAGGUUCGAGGAUCCUCCGUCUCCCGCGCCGCACUUCGAUUAUGCGUCUCAGCAAUCGCCGUUCGGGUCCCUGCCGGUCCAUGUUCCCGCCGUUCCGGCACCGUCGUCAAGGCGAAACAGUAUUCGUUCGUCGUCAAGCAAGGGGCCGUGGAAUGGCAAGGCACGGGGCCCAGACGCGAGCAUCCGGGCCCAAGCCACCGAGUUCGUCAAUGCGGUCAACAUUCGAGAACUCCCGCCAAUUCCUGCUUUCGCGGAUAACACGACACCAGGCAAGCCGCCGUCGACACCACAGGCCAAAGAGCCGCCCAAGGAGCGCCGUGGGUUCUUCAGUCGUGUGUUUGGAGGUGGCAGGAGUCAGCCUCCUCAGGAGCCUCGUGCGACGCCACAGCUGCCACCUAUCGACACCCGAUCUCCAGAGCAGGCGAAGCGUCCCUCAACGACACCUGCCCAGAACUAUACUCCCCAGAACGGAGCCAGACCAGCCGUCCGUCAAAGCUCAAUAACACAACCGCAGAAGCAGCCCACCGACCCCCAACAACAACCGAGGACCCUCACCAAGAAGAAUUCCUCCUUCUUCCGCAGGCGAAAGAAGUCUGUGACCGAGGAUCCCUUGCCACCCCCGGUGCCUGUACAAGUUCAGCGAGUAGGUGAUAUCGGAACUUCGGUGUUACCCAGUCCGGCAGCGAGCAGCUUACGAAAUGCGAUGAAGGAUUAUCUGGUUGAUCAGCAGGCUGCAACCCCCCGCGAGGCGUACUACGACACUAGAGAGCUGCAGAGUCCCGUGGGCGACGGCGACGACCACCCCGGUGGGUUCUCACCGGAAUACACGCCCCACAAGGAUGCGACCAUCCGAACCGUCAGACCGGGAUCGCGUGGAACAGACGACGGAGUGGCACCUGCGGUCGAGGACCUUCAGGAUUUGCACCACCGCACCGUCGACAGUCCCAAGUAUAAACUUAAGGUGAGGCGCGGAAAAGGGGGAUCCGCUAGGGCGAACGACGAUUCUUCCUUCCUCGCCGACAGCAGCGAGCAAGAAGAUAAAGCCGGCCAUCUCUCAGCUCCCUCAAGAGGCCAAAACAUGUACGUGCCUGAGCAGUCCAGACGGCCUGCCACCAGCCCGAACGCGUCGACCCAACACACGUCGUCCGCGAAGGAGAACCUCGGGCCCCGACAAAAAGCGAACGUUGGCGAGAAGAGGACGGAUGCGCAUCCGAGCUCCUCAGCCGGGCAGAGGUUUGCAGAUGGUACUGAUGAGGAAGGCUGGGUCAUUACGACACCGUCCAGAAGGGAGACUGCCGACAGUGACAUCAAUGGCAAGAAUAACCGAGUCUGGCUCGAACCGACAUCUUCGGAAGAGAAACUCGAACAAACCUCCCUCUCCCUGCCCCUGGAAGGCGCCAAGUCUGAACACUCUCCUGCCGAUCGCUCCCCCAUCACUCCCAGCGACGCUUAUCAAUCCGCAUCGAGCCUCCCUAUUGUGCAGGUGGAGGGUGGCGAUGUCAGAACUUCGGCAGAGGUCGUACGCACGGCUCCUGCUACGGCUAGUGAAGAACCAACCGACGAGGACCGUGAGAAGGCGCAGCAAAUUUACGAUGGCGACGAGAAUUUCCUUGCGAAAGGCAAGGCGGCAGCAUGGCUUGGCGAGAACACCAUCGCUAGCGCACGUUGUCGUAAGGCUUACAUGGAGAUUUACGAAUGGACCGGAUUCAGCAUUCUGCUCGCCAUGCGGGAUUUGUGUAACAGGCUAGUCCUGAAAGGAGAGACUCAGCAAGUGGACCGUAUUUUGGAUUCGUUCGCCAACAGAUGGUGCGAAUGCAAUCCAAAUCACGGGUUCAAGUCACCAGGCGCGGUUCACACCAUCUGCUACUCAUUGCUUCUUUUGAAUACCGAUCUCCAUAUGGCGGAUAUCGAGUCGAGGAUGACCCGCGGUCAAUUCGUGAAGAACACGCUACCGACCAUUCGCAGCGUCGUUGAUGCCGAGUUGGAAGAAGCCGAGGAGCACACCCACUCCCGAAGCCAGACACCUGUGGAGGAUAACUCUACCCCGAUAUCACCAACCUUUGAAAAUAGGAAGCGGCCGUCCGUGGAUCUCAACACCAAGAGAUCAAAGAACCGCCUUUCAAUCAGACCGGCCAUGGGGCUUCGCAUGGAUCCGGAGGGCUAUCCUACGAAUCCGGACUCUGGGGCCGGCGAUGCAUGCACUGUCCUGGUCAAAGCUCCGUUUGAGGGCUCGAUGAAGGCUUGGGAGUUUCAGGUUGAGAUUGUCCUGAAGGAGUUCUACAGCUCGAUCAAGAGCUCAAAGCUUCCGUUGCACGGUGUCGACACCACUCCAGCACAGUCAUCGAACAACCUUUCCGUUACUGGAGUGCUCAGACGGACACCGUCUGUUCUCAGCAAAGCCCCUUCGGAUACUACCAGCUACCGCGGCCGUCACAGCGAGUUCCGCGCAGCAACUGCUCGAUGGAACUCAAAGACUCGUUCGAGGCCAAAGUUGUACCCCAACUCUACGAUUGGCUCGAGCCGAACCAGUUUGGACGACCAAUCCGUGUUCAGCCCGGCUGGCUCGAGCAAGUGGAGUACUUACUCCAUGGGCAAGACUGGCACCUCCAUGUCUGUGGACUCAUUAGGGACGCACUUUUCUCCUCCCGACUACCAACAGUCGAUUGGAUUUGCAAAUGCGCUCAGUCAAGCCAUCAUUCGGGAAGGCAAUGAGGAGAACCACACCAUUGCAAGCUACGAAGAGUACGGCCGUACUGCUCCCCUUCUUGAAGAUGAGUCUCUCGAGCUUCACGGCCCACCGUGGGCCAAGGAAGGUAUCUUGAAGCACAAGCACCACCUCGAGGCCAUGGACAAGAAGUCCAAGGACCGCCAUUGGAACGAGGUCUUCGCCGUCAUUGAAAAGGGCUACAUGAAGGUCUUUACUUUCAAUAUGAAUGCCAAGAAGGCCAAGAGGAGACCUUCUGCUCAUAGCGUUGUGGGCGGUGGCAACUGGACCGACAACGCGGAAGAACUCCAUUCGUUCUUGCUACGACAAACCAUGGCUAGUACGCUGCCGCCUCCGGGAUACUCCAAGACCAGGCCGCACGUGUUUGCGCUCUCGCUCCCCACCGGUGCGGUGCACCUGUUCCAAGCAGGCACUGCGGACAUUGUGAGAGAGUACGUUCAGACCGCAAACUACUGGUCCGCGCGUUUGUCAAAGGAACCUCUCGUCGGUGGUGUCAGCAACAUCGAGUACGGCUGGAGUGACAACGUCAUCAACAUGGCACUCAUCAGCAGGCCAGAGAGCUCUCCAACGACGAUUGGGAACAAUGCGCCUCGACAGAGCAUCCAGAGCUCUAUUCGCAGCUCUAUGGAUCAUGGCACUAUGAAGCCGCGUCUCCCGGGUGACAAGGUGGUCCUUUCUGACUGGACGCCUCCGACUCAGAGCAUGAUGGCGAGCAACCUUAUGGAAGUUGAUCAGCACAAGGCCCUGUCAGCGUAUGUCAAGAAUGUUGAGGAGGAGAUGCAAAGACACCAGGAGCUGAGGGCGCCUUUGAUGAUCGCUUUCUCGCCUCGCCAUCCGAAUGCCGCCAAGGCUAUGGCCAACUUUGAAAAGAAGUCUGCCUACCUUUUGCGUGAGCUUGUCAAGUUCAAGACUUAUAUCGAUGCGCUCGACUAUGCCAAUGAGAUGAGGGACAAGAUCUACAAAGAGCGCGAGGAGCGUCUGAAGGCCGAAGAGGCAGCUAAGAAGGAAGAGGGGCAGGGUGAUGAGGGAGCGUGCAAAGACGAGGAUGACAUGUCCGCCUCUGCUCUCGCCCAGUCCUAUAGCAGCCUCAUGAGUGCUUUUGAUUCUCCAGUGCGCUGA